Messenger RNA from Penicillium brevicompactum, 1053 nucleotides. Its product is annotated as SEC14 family lipid-binding protein. Lineage: Eukaryota; Fungi; Ascomycota; Eurotiomycetes; Eurotiales; Aspergillaceae. The coding region runs from base 1 to 1053 and encodes 350 amino acids. The record is from RefSeq and is a predicted model, not a curated record. The transcript is spliced from 4 exons.
AUGGCGGUUAUGAGUGAAAAACAGGCUACGCCUGAUUACGAAGAAUUUCUCAAAACGUUUACGAGCACAUGUCUGCAAAAAGGCCUAUUAGAUCGACCUGAUAGUUUAGAGCUCAAGGACUCUUGUGAUGGGUUGCUCGACCAGCCGACUCUUUUACGUUUUUUAACCGCUCGAAAAUUUGACAAUGACGAGGCGGUCAAGCACUUUGAGGCGGCACACAAAUUUCGUGAACAAAAGCACAUCAUCAGACUUUACGACUUGAUACAAAUUGCAGAUUUCGAGAGUGCCCGUUCAAUGUUCUUUCAUUGGACGGGACGAAGAGGCAAAGAAGGCCACCCCAUCUGCUUCUUCGAUCUCGAUUGUCUGGACAAGAGCGCCCUUGCUCGGUGGGAUACGUCAAGCACGGCUGCAUACUGGCACUACUCGCAAAUUGAUACAGCCCCGCCGAAUCCUCACGUUUUACAACUGACCUCAGUGUUCAUAGAUAGUUUGAGCAGAUUUGUUGUGCCCCUUUGUUCCAUGAUGCCAGAUAGGGUAGGACAAUCAGGCCCCAUCACCGGCUCUAUUUAUCUAGCAGAUGGGUCGAAUAUAGGGCUGAAGAUGGCGUGGAGCGUAAAAUACUUCGCUCAGCAUGUCAGCUGGCUUUUGUCCACCUGCUACCCAGAGACUAUUGAGAAAAUCUUUGUUUGCAAUGUUCCCUCGUAUUUCCCAACUGUUUGGAGGUACUUAAAACCCUACGUCGAUCCCUUCACAGCACAGAAAGUUGUCUUUUUGCUUCCCUCUGAGGUGCUACCCACGUUGAGAGAAUAUGUCGAUGAUGCCAACAUUCCUGUCCAACUGGGUGGAGGCCAUUCGUUCACACACGGCCAGCUGCCAGAUCUUGAGGAUAGAAUCCAACAGUACUUGGGACUCGAUAACACAAACAGAGCUCUACCACAAGGCCCUAUCAAGUGGAUUCAAGAAACCGAUGGCAGAAAAACAGCCUUAGCAGUCGGCAGCGAAGCUGGCUCGGAGAGAAAUGACCGGAUCGCCACGGUCAGAGUGUCUCAGUGA